This is a messenger RNA of Chilo suppressalis (striped riceborer), 756 nucleotides long. Lineage: Eukaryota; Metazoa; Arthropoda; Insecta; Lepidoptera; Crambidae. The record is from the annotation of a GenBank genome assembly.
AUGCAGUCCACAUUCAGUUUAGUGAUCCUCAGCUGUAUCUGUGUUGUACUAGCGGAUAAUAAAGUGUCAUUACCCUCCUACGUGACACCAUGUAACAUAUCUGACAAACAUUUAUCGCAAUGCGUGAAAGAGCAGAUUAUUGUUUGUCUCCCAAAGUUCACAAAGGGCAUUCCCGAAUUGAAAGUGCCGUCAUUAGAUCCGAUAAAGUUGGACGACAUCAAGAUCGGCGGAAAUGGCUUGGAUUUGACAUUCUUCGAGGCGUCUAUGGAAGGCAUCAGUGACAGCAAAGUUACAGAUUUCAAAAUAAACCUCGGCGAGGUCGAUGAAGAAUUCUCUUUGUCGUUCAAAAGCAACUUUACCUUAAAAGCAAAAUACGAAGUUGACGGCCGCAUCCUAAUCUUACCAAUUAAGGGUAAAGGGGAUGCUUUUGUAUAUGCACAGGGUGUCGAAGUGCAAAUCUCUAGUAAACUAACGCACUUCAAGAACAACAAAGGUGAACACUUGAAACUCGCCACACCCACCUACAAAUACGACAUUGAGCUAACUACAUUCGAUUUACAGAACCUUUUCAAUGGAAACAAGCAAUUAGCCGACACAACACUCCAAUUCGCUAACCAAAAUUGGAAACAAUUGAUGGACGAACUUGCCCCUCCAGCGAUCAAGCAAAUAGUCGUGACCGGAGUGAAAGCAAUCAACAAGUUCUUUGCGAGCGUCCCCAUAUCGCAAAUGAUUAUUGGCUACAAAGAAACACUGUAA